UCUCAAAUGCACGACAAGUAUAAAGCCCCUACUUUUAAGCUUGUCCUCGUUGGUGAUAGCGGUACGGGAAAGACCACGUUCGUUAAGCGUCACUUGGCUGGUGAAUUCAAGAAGAAGUACAUCGCCGCCUUGGAUACCAAUGUCCACCCUCUAGUAUUCACCACCAGCGACGGCUCGAUUACCUUCAACGUCUGGGACAGUGCUAGUAAGGGACAACUUGGCAGCCUCCCUAACGAAUAUUAUAUGAACGCGCAAUGUGGUAUAAUUAUGUUUGAUGUCACUACCAGACUCACAUACAAGAACGUCUCCAACUGGUACAAUGAUCUUGUCCAUCUAUGCGGAGUCAUUCCCAUCGUUCUCUGUGGGAACAAAUCGGACAUCAGAGAGCGCAUGGUCAGACCCAAAUCUAUUUCCUUCCACCGCAAGAAAUCUCUUCAAUACUUCGAGGUCUCGGCCAAGAGCAACUAUAACUUUGAGAAACCUUUCCUCUGCUUGGCUCGCAAGCUUUGUGGAAAUCCGAGGCUAGAGUUUGUUGGCGCUACUGCUUUGGCUCCUCCUGAGAUUCAAGUUGAUGCUGAACUCAUGCAGCGGCACCAAGAGGAAUUAGACAGAGCCGCACAAUUUUCUCUCGAGGAAGAUUAAAAAUAC
Lobosporangium transversale is the source of this 648-nucleotide messenger RNA. Its product is annotated as GTP-binding nuclear protein RAN. Gene Ontology annotation, biological process: ribosomal subunit export from nucleus; protein import into nucleus. Bases 7 to 642 code for a protein of 211 amino acids. Gene Ontology annotation, cellular component: nucleus; cytoplasm. The record is from RefSeq and is a predicted model, not a curated record. Gene Ontology annotation, molecular function: GTP binding; GTPase activity. The transcript has a single exon. NCBI's taxonomy places the organism in Eukaryota, Fungi, Mortierellomycota, Mortierellomycetes, Mortierellales, Mortierellaceae.